CAUUUCAAUUUUGAGACCCAUUCAAGGCCCAUUAGGGUUUAUAACGAAAUUUGUACACUGCCUACUUUCAAAACUCUGAUUUUUCACUUUCUCCAUUUCUGUGACCCAAAAUUAAAAAAAAAAAUGGUGCAUGUCAAUUUUUACCGCAACUAUGGAAAGACCUUUAAGAAGCCUCGACGCCCAUAUGAGAAGGAGCGUUUGGAUGCAGAGUUAAAGCUUGUUGGAGAAUAUGGACUGAGGUGCAAGAGGGAGCUCUGGAGAGUUCAGUAUGCUUUGAGCCGUAUCAGAAAUGCUGCAAGAAUGCUUCUAACCUUGGAUGAGAAAGACUCACGUCGUAUCUUUGAAGGUGAAGCACUCUUGAGAAGGAUGAACAGAUAUGGACUAUUGGAUGAGAGCCAGAACAAGCUUGAUUAUGUCUUAGCUCUCACUGUGGAGAACUUUCUUGAGCGUCGUCUCCAAACCCUUGUCUUCAAGACUGGCAUGGCCAAGUCAAUCCACCAUGCUAGAGUGCUAAUUAGGCAAAGGCAUAUCAGAGUUGGAAGGCAGGUGGUGAACGUCCCUUCUUUUAUGGUGAGAGUGGACUCCCAGAAGCACAUUGACUUCUCUCUCACCAGUCCUUUCGGGGGCGGUCGUCCUGGAAGAGUGAAGCGAAAGAACCAAAAAGCUGCUGCAAAGAAGGCAUCUGGUGGUGAUGGAGACGAGGAAGAUGAAGACUGAGCUCUUACGUUUAUUUACAUUUGGAUGUUAUACUUUUGCCUAUGUUGUACCCUUUUGUUUUUUGUUUCUUUAACUUUAUGUACCUUUCAUAUGUUAGAAAUGUCUUCAACAAGAGGUUGGGAAGAUUUUGAGUUUGGAUUUCACACUUUUAAUCACUUCAUAGGCUCUUGUCUAAAUUUAUUAUUGAAUCAGCCGACCAUGUAUUUAGAGAAGUUUUUAUUGGAGGGAAUAGUAUAUUCUUAUCUUCUAUCUUCUUCAUUAGAUAAUGGAUUGGUCUUUGCCUGAA
Lycium ferocissimum is the source of this 1003-nucleotide messenger RNA. RefSeq names its product small ribosomal subunit protein uS4y-like. The record is from RefSeq and is a predicted model, not a curated record. The coding region runs from base 124 to 717 and encodes 197 amino acids. Gene Ontology annotation, molecular function: structural constituent of ribosome; rRNA binding. The transcript has 3 exons. NCBI's taxonomy places the organism in Eukaryota, Viridiplantae, Streptophyta, Magnoliopsida, Solanales, Solanaceae. Gene Ontology annotation, cellular component: cytosolic small ribosomal subunit. Gene Ontology annotation, biological process: translation; positive regulation of translational fidelity.